Colletotrichum higginsianum IMI 349063 is the source of this 1155-nucleotide messenger RNA. RefSeq lists its product as uncharacterized. Lineage: Eukaryota; Fungi; Ascomycota; Sordariomycetes; Glomerellales; Glomerellaceae. The transcript is spliced from 3 exons. The coding region runs from base 1 to 1155 and encodes 384 amino acids. The record is from RefSeq and is a predicted model, not a curated record.
AUGGUUCUGCAUCGCCGACAAGCCCAGUUCGACAGGGCCAGAUGGCGCAUGGCGCUGCUCAUUCCCUUUUGGGUCUUGCAGUUGCUCGUCCUGCUCGUCGUUGUCGGCCUGUUUUCGUGGCGCCUGUCCGACACGCUGAAGAACUGGGAUACCGAGGAGCAAACAAAGGGCAUGUUCCCCAUGGUGGAGGUCGUAUGGGAGUCCGUCAACAUCGGCUUCUCCCUGAUCUGCCUCAUCUCCACAUUUUACGAAGUAUCCAAGCUCGCCGCCGAGACAUUGACGCCAUGGACCAUGCUCUUCACCCACGUCCUGAAGAUCGUUUGCUCCCUGGCUACCUUGGCUCUGGAUGUUGUCGUCUUCGUGCAAAGGAAAGACAGUCGCUACGCGGCGGUCGGUCUCGGUCUGGACGGUCUCCUCCUCGUUCUCGUUGCAGUUCCCGGAAUCUAUUCGAUCCAGACCUACCGUCGACUCGCCCAGUACGACGACUACCACUACCCCGUCAACCACAAGCCGUACGGCUUCAACGACCUCGAAGGCGAAACGUCGUACAACGGCCGCCUCUCCAUCGGCGGUCUCAGCCUCGGCGACCGCUCCCUCCGCCGUAUUUCCACAUCUUCCGUCAAGAGUUUAACGGGUCUCCAAAAGCAGGAACAGAUGCAGCAAGUGGCACAGCAACAACAACAACAGCCCGAGCCCGGAAACCUCCAGCGCAUACCGUCCCAGUACAACAACGAGCGCGACACGCAGUUCGACAGGUACAUGGUCGAGCGCGCCGUGACCAAUGAGUUCGGAUGGGUCGUCAGCCCUGGCAGCGACGGCCUCGGCCGUAGCGACAGCUACGUCGGCAGCGGAUCCGUGGCGAACAGCAAGGUCGUCGUCACGCGGGAAAGCAUGGGCCGCGCGCUAAGCUGGGGAAGCUCGCACGUGCUGGUCGCGGUGCCGGAGAUGGACGAGGAAGACGCGCAGGGCCGCGGUGACAGGCAAGCGCUGCUCGGACACAGGAGGCGGGAGAGCGAUGAGAGCGUCGGACGGGGCCGCCCGCCGCCCUUGGCCCCAUCGUCCGGUAUGACACCGCCGAGGAUCGAGAUCGAAGAGUCGGAUAUCGUCGGGGACGAGGACAAUGUGUGGGAGCGGAAGCGCAAGAGGAGCCCGUGA